This is a messenger RNA of Corylus avellana, 2547 nucleotides long. The record is from RefSeq and is a predicted model, not a curated record. Lineage: Eukaryota; Viridiplantae; Streptophyta; Magnoliopsida; Fagales; Betulaceae.
AUGGGUAGCAUGACUACUAAUCACCAGCCAUGGCUCUUAUUUGCUCUGCUUCUAAUCAUGUCUUAUUACAGAGCAUGCUUCUCCGUAGCUGGUGAUACCCUUUCACCAGGUCACUCUCUUUUAGAGAGCGACACCAUAUUAUCUCAAGGUAGAAAAUUUGAGCUGGGUUUCUUCAAACCAGGCACUUCAUCAAAAAUCUACCUGGGCAUAUGGUAUAAAGGGUUUCCUGAUGAAAUUGUUUGGGUAGCAAAUAGAGAAAACCCUUUGUCUCACCCAUCUUCCUCAAGACUUUACCUCUCAGAAAAUGGCAAUCUACUCCUUUUUGAAGGUUCCUCCGAGAUCCCAGUUUGGUCAACAAAUUUGACAUUUCCCCUGUCAAAUAUAAAUGAAGCAGUACUUGGUGAUGAUGGGAAUUUUGUUUUAAGAGACAGCUCAAACGCGUCUUGUAUAUUUUGGGAGAGUUUCGACCAUCCAACUGAUACAUUGCUGCCAGGUUUGAAGCUUUGGAGUAGAAAAUCACAGCAGUUCAUUUCAUGGAAAAAUUCAGAAGAUCCAGCACCUGGUCUGUUCUCGGCGGGGACCGUGGGGUUAAACGCAAAUGGAAGCAUACAGUUUUUCUUAGAGUGGAACAGAUCCCAAAUUUAUUGGAGUUCGGAAGUUUGGAAUGGAAGUGAUACUUUGAUAUGGAGCAGUAUCUUCAAGUGGAGUUUUGUGUCAAGUAAAAAUGAAAGUGAGAGAUAUUUUACUUGCUCUCUUUAUAAUCCAUCUAACCUUGCUAAUUAUCGGAUUGACCAAACAGGACAGAUCCGGGGAUUGGUGUGGGAGACUGGCCUUUCCAUUUGGAGUGAAUUUUGGUAUGCACCGACGAAACCAUCUGAUGUCUACGCUUUGUGUGGUGCAUUUGGCGUGGUACAAUACCCUGACAAUUUCUCAAACCCUUGUGAGUGUCUAAGAGGUUUCAAACCAUUUUUGAUGGAAGACACCAGACUAAAUGAUUGGUCAGGCGGCUGUGUGAGGAAAUCUCCUUUGCAAUGUGAGAAUAAUACGCAUGGUAGCGUCAAAAAAGAUUGGUUCAUGAAAAUAUCAAACAUGCGAUUGCCUGUUUAUUCGAAAGCAAAUUUGGCCUUGAAUGCUAGCAGAUGUGAAUUGGCUUGUAUGGAAAAUUGUUCUUGCACAGCUUAUGCUUAUAAUAGGAGUGGGUGUAUGAUAUGGGAAGGAGGUCUUUUGAACUUACAGCACCUUCCAUAUGGUGGCGAGAUUGGACAAGAUAUCUACCUAAGACUUGCUGCUGAUGAGUAUCCAGAUUCAAGUACAAAAGGCAAAAAAUGGAAAGUAUGGGUAGUUGUGCUGCUCCCUACAAUAGGGCUUAUCUUAUGCCUCCCAAUUUACUUUUCAUGCAAAGGAAGGAUCAAACGCAAAGAUCAAACAGGAGAGAGCCCUUCAAGUAAUAAUCUACUAUUAUUUGAUUUUGAUGCUGAACUCCACGAAAUGAAUGAUGAAAUGAAUACCAACAAUAAUAUGAAGAAGAGAGAAAAGGAUGCCGAGUUACCACUAUUCAGUUAUGAAAGUGUAUUAGCUGCAACGAAUAAUUUAUCAGCUGUAAAUAAACUUGGAGAAGGAGGUUUUGGACCUGUUUACAAGGCAAAAUUACUCAAAGGGCAAGAAAUUGCAGUGAAGAUGCUUUCAAAAAGAUCUGGACAGGGCAUUGAGGAGUUCAGAAAUGAGACAAUACUAAUUGCAAAACUCCAACAUAGAAAUCUUGUCAGACUGUUAGGUUGCUGUAUCGAGCGAGAUGAAAAGAUAUUAAUAUAUGAGUACAUGCCCAAUAAAAGUUUGGACUUCUACCUUUUUGAUCCAACCAAGAAAAAGAUGCUAGGUUGGGAGACACGCAUACGCAUUAUUGAAGGGAUUGCUCAAGGGCUUCUUUAUCUCCAUCAAUAUUCAAGGUUACGAAUCAUACAUAGAGAUUUAAAACCUAGUAACAUUCUCUUGGAUAGUGAAAUGAAUCCAAAAAUAUCAGAUUUUGGCAUGGCUCGAAUAGUUGGAGGCAAUGAAACACAAGCAAACACAAACCGAAUUGUUGGAACUUAUGGCUAUAUGUCUCCUGAAUAUGCUAUGGAUGGUUUGUACUCAAUAAAGUCUGAUGUGUUUAGCUUUGGAGUAUUGGUGUUAGAGAUUGUGAGCGGCCGGAAGAACACUAGCUUCUAUAACAACGAGUCACUCAAUCUUCUUAGAUAUGCUUGGGAGUUGUUGAGAGAUGAUCGAAGUUUGGACUUGAUGGAGCCAGCAAUAAGAUAUCCUUCUUCCACUUCUAUUAUAUUGAGAUUCAUUAAAAUUGGCCUUCUCUGUGUCCAAGAAAGCCCGAUUGAUCGGCCUACCAUGUCUGAUGUAAUCUCAAUGAUUAGCAAUGAACAUGCACCUCUACCUACACCUAAGCAAGCAGCGUUUUCCUCAGGCCGAAAUAUGAUGGACACAAAUUCAACAGUUGACAGUGCAGGAAGUUGCUCAAAAAAUAGUGUAACUAUUUCAGCAAUGAAAGCCCGAUGA